AUGGUCUCCGUGUGCUUGAAUGUUGUGCCGCGCAGUUUCAUGUACCGCUUGGCCCGAAGAAGCUUCACGAAGCGGGACGAGAACGUUCGGAAGCAGCAAUGCCAGCGCUGGUGCAAGGACAUGGCUUUUUGGACGGUGAGCUUUGCCUUCUCUGCAUUCCAUCUGCUGCUGAUCACCGCCUUCUUGGCCAAUCUAGGUGAAGAGCAUGAAUGGAAGUGGUUCAUCUCCUUUUCAGUGGUCAUCAUCCGCAAGCUUCUGAUCGUCCCAGUGCUAGCAUGCUUUUUCUCUGGUGCCAUUACCCUCACAGCAGCCCUUGCGCGGCCUGAGUUCAGAACGACGCCACCCAAAAAGUUGGCAUUGGAUCUUGAUCUCCUCGAUGAGGAUCCAUCCCAAGAACAGGACGCUGCAUGGGCCGAAAAAGUGGAGGAAUUGGCCAUGCGAGGCAUUACAAUCCGUCAACUGCUGGACUUCUACGCCACCUUGCCCAGCAUGAUGCCACACUUUGAUCCCGACGAGUCUACCACUCACGACGUGGUACGGCAAGCCAUUAUUCCCAUGUCCUUGCAGAUCUGGAGUCUACGCUCCUUCGUGGUUCGGGUACAUUCCGCCAAGUGCUCGAAGCGAGGAACUCGAUCGUCAGAUGGACUAUGCGUGGUGAAGGUCCUGGACAAAGAGCUGCAGCACAAACCAUGGCGAGGAGGUGGCCAAACAGUGGCCAGCGAGCAGCUCGUUUGGGAGGAGGAGAUUCUGCUGGAAGAUGUAGCCAAGCAAGAGAUCAUCCAGUUUGGCCUUUGGAUGGGCCAAGAAUCUCUUGGAGAAGUUCAGCUGAAAGCUUGUGUUUGCUGGCAAGGAUUUUAUGGAUCCCUGACGAUCAAGGAUGAAGAGACCUUCUUCUGUGUGUCAGUACGUCCUUAUGACUCGGUCCAUGAGGCGCGUGCAGCAAUGUCAAGCUCGAUGUGGAUUCCUGCGCCCUGUGGCGCCCGUUCAUCGAGCAUCCUUCGGUCAUCCUCGCGUCCAGGAUUGCUUGACAGCGGCGUUGACGCGGAAAGACUGGAAGGUGUAUUGGAAGUUCGCCGAUUCUCAACUUCCUCGAAGCUGACGGAAAGAAGACGGGGUGAGGACUCGAAGCCAGGCUUUGCAUAUGCCACCUGCGCCAAUGGUGGCCAUGGACGUUUAGCGCAGAAAAUGGUCACACAUGCUUGGGGCAACAAGUUCAGUCAUUUGCUUGGAGCUGUUUUGGCGGAUGCUUUGCAAGAUGCGACCUAUGAUGGCGUCAGCCGAAUUCUGAAGCAGGGAGAUACAGUGUCAUUGUUCAACAAGCUGCAAAGCAAGGGCAAGUUGGACGUGCCGUAUUGGAUUUGCGCUCUUUGUGUGAACCAGCAUGCGGGGAUUUGCGCCCGUCCCCCACCAACGGAUUCGACUGGGCAUGCAAUUGCUCCCUGCGAAUGUACCACUGCCAAGCACUUCGACGGUGCGUUGAGUGAAAUGAACAAGUUCGAUGACAUGAUGAUCUUCUUGAAGCGCACGCUUCGACAAGAAGCGCGGGAGAAUCACUCUGAUGUCCAACUGGAGCAGGUGGUGGCCAUUGACGUAGACUUCAAUCUCCUCACCCGCGUCUGGUGCGUGGCUGAGCUGGUCGCGGCCCGGGAUCUUCAUCUGCAUCAGGCAGUUCAGAUCCACUCGGCGGCGCGCCGGAACUCGUGCCUAGAUAAACUUCAAAUCUUAGAUGUGAGGGAGGCAAAUGCAUCCUUCCCUGCAGACAAGGACCUCGUCUUGAGCAAAAUCGACGACGUGGAUGAUUUUAAUUUGAGCUUGCAGGAUUUGAUGCUGCACCGUUUGCAAAGCUUCUUGCACGGGAAUGAAGUCCGUGCAGCGGCCAAUAUUUGCGAUGAUGUCGUACUUGGACUUCUUACUGUUGUCCUAUAA
This is a messenger RNA of Durusdinium trenchii, 1926 nucleotides long. The record is from the annotation of a GenBank genome assembly. NCBI's taxonomy places the organism in Eukaryota, Dinophyceae, Suessiales, Symbiodiniaceae.